Messenger RNA from Condylura cristata (star-nosed mole), 1986 nucleotides. RefSeq names its product CD180 molecule (gene CD180). The record is from RefSeq and is a predicted model, not a curated record. Bases 1 to 1986 code for a protein of 661 amino acids. Gene Ontology annotation, biological process: positive regulation of lipopolysaccharide-mediated signaling pathway; B cell proliferation involved in immune response; cellular response to lipopolysaccharide. Lineage: Eukaryota; Metazoa; Chordata; Mammalia; Eulipotyphla; Talpidae. Gene Ontology annotation, molecular function: protein binding. Gene Ontology annotation, cellular component: extracellular matrix. The transcript has 3 exons.
AUGGCUCCUCACAUCAGCUGCUUCAUUUUGGCACUGCUGUCUUCUGCCAGCUGUAGUGUCCUCGCCCCUUUGAAUCAGAUGUGCACUGAGCAAGAAGCCAAUGUGACAUACAACUGUGAAAAUCUAGGUCUCAGAGAAAUUCCUGACAAUAUACCAAACACAACAGAAUUUUUGGAAUUUGGCUUUAAUUUCUUGCCUGCAAUUCAAAAUUCAACUUUCAUCAGACUCAUAAAUCUUGUCUUUUUGGAUUUAACCAGGUGCCAGAUUAACUGGAUACAUGAAGACACUUUUCAAAGACAUCAUCAACUAAGCACUCUCGUGUUGACUGGAAAUCCCCUCAUCUUCAUGGCAGAAACAUCAAUUACUGGGCCCAUAUCUCUGAAGCAUCUUUUCUUAACCCAAACAGGAAUAUCCAAUCUUGACUUUAUUCCAGUGCACAAUCUGGAAAACUUAGAAAGUUUGCAUCUUGGAGGCAACCAUCUUUCCUCCAUUAAGUUCCCUAAAAAUUUCCCAACACAGAAUCUGAAAGUACUGGAUUUUCAGAAUAAUGCUAUCCAUUACCUUUCCAGUGAGGAUAUGGGAACUCUAAAACAGGCCACCAACCUGAGCCUUAACUUCAAUGGCAAUGACAUUAAAGGCAUUGAGCAUGGGGCUUUCCAUUCAAAAGUUUUCCAAAGUCUGAAGUUUGGAGGGUCUCUUAACUUGUCUGUUAUAUUAACUGGUUUGCAGAACUCUACUACCCAAUCUCUCUGGUUAGGGACAUUUGAGGACAUUAUUCAUGAAGACAUUUCUUCAGCCAUGUUUGAAGGACUUUGUAACAUGUCUGUUGAGAGUAUCAACCUGCAGAAGCACCGUUUCUCUGACUUCUCACCUGCCACAUUCCAGUGUUUCACGCAGCUUCAGGAAUUGGAUCUGACUCAAACUCACUUGAGCAUGUUACCCUCUGAGAUUAAGGGUAUGAACUCUCUCAAGAAAUUAGUUCUCAAUGUAAAUAAUUUUGACCAGUUGUGUCAAAUCAGUGCUGCUAGUUUCCCUUCCCUUACUGAUCUUUAUAUCAAAGGCAACUCGAAGAAACUUGAACUUGGUGUUGGUUGUAUAGAGAAACUAGAAGAUCUGCAGAAACUUGACUUAAGUCACAGUAACGUAGAGGCUUCCGACUGCUGCCAUCUGCAGCUCAAAAACCUGUUCCACCUGCAAUACCUAAACCUGAGCUACAAUGAUGCCUUGGGUCUCCCUAGUAAGGCGUUCAAAGAGUGUCCUCACCUAGAAGUCCUAGAUUUGGCAUUUACACACUUGCAUGUUAAUGUUCCCCAAAGUCCUUUCCAAAAUCUUGACCUUCUGCAGGUUCUGAAUCUCUCUCACUGCCUCCUUGAUACUAGUAAUCAGCACCUGCUAACAGGCCUGCGGGAUCUCCGCUAUCUUGACUUCCAGGGCAAUAAAUUUCCAGAUGGGAGCAUCCCAAACACCAAUCCAUUUCAGACAGUGGGCACUUUGGAAGUUCUCAUUUUGUCCUACUGUGAUCUCUUCUCCAUAGACCAGCAAGCAUUCCAGAGCCUUCAAAAAAUAAGUCAUUUAGACUUAAGCCACAACAGUUUGACAGGCAUGAGCAUCGAGGCACUCAGCCACCUAAAGGGGAUCUACCUCAACUUGGGUGCCAACAGCUUGGACACCAUCCCUCCCCAUGUCCUCCCCAUCUUGUCACAGCAAAGCACCAUCAAUUUAAGUUACAAUCCCUUGGACUGCACUUGCUCAAAUAUUCAUUUCAUAACAUGGUACAAAGAAAACCUGCAAAAACUGGAGGGCUCUGAGAAGACUGUGUGUGCAAACCCCCCAUCUUUAAAGGGAGUUAAGCUGUCUGAUGUAGAAUUGUCCUGUGUCAUUACAAAAAUGGGCAUUUUCUUUCUUGUGAUGUUUUUAUUCUUAUUCAUGCUUUUUCUCGUUUGUUUAAUUAAAAUCAUUCUCAGGAGGAAAUACCAGCACAUUUAG